This is a messenger RNA of Polistes dominula (European paper wasp), 1065 nucleotides long. Its product is annotated as thiol S-methyltransferase TMT1A. The record is from RefSeq and is a predicted model, not a curated record. Gene Ontology annotation, molecular function: S-adenosylmethionine-dependent methyltransferase activity. Lineage: Eukaryota; Metazoa; Arthropoda; Insecta; Hymenoptera; Vespidae.
UUUUGUUAAGAACGAACAGAAAAUGUUAUAUUAAAACAAGAGUGGCAAAUUAAUAUCAAAUAUAUUUUUUUUUAGAACACACACACGCGCGCAUAAAUAUAAAUUCUUUUAUUUCGAGUCAUGAGUAUCGGCGACGUAUGGUUGAGAGACACCGUGAUGUCAUACGGAAAAAUAAUUGUAACAUUAAUCAUAUUAAUUUAUAUAAUCUUUAGAAAAUGGCCAAAAUUAUGUGCAAUUGUUUACAAGGCGCAUCUCCUUGGAUUCGAGAUGGAGCUCGCGGAAAUUGCAUUCCCUUACAAAAAGGAAUUGUUUAAAAUACUUGAAACUAUUGUUUCCAAUGAUGAAUCACUUCGAUCUAAAGGAUGCAUUCGCGUACUCGAAAUUGGAGUUAAAACUGGUGAUAAUAUUCAAUUUUAUCCAGACAAUACUCAUUUUAUCGGUGUUGAUUGGAACACAAAGUUGGCAGAGUACCUUAACGAUGACAAUCAUUCCUGGCAAUUCGGACAUAUAUUCGUCGAAUGUUUAAUUAUCGGGGAUGGCAGUAAUUUAAAACUCAUUCCUGAUAAUCACGUAGACGUUGUAGUAUCGACUAGAUCACUUUGUUCGAUUAAAUUACCACUAAAUGCUUUAGAUGAAAUUAAACGGAUCCUCGGGCCGGGUGGAAGAUAUGUCUUUAUGGAACACGUUCCAGAAACAAAAGAUUAUUUUUUACGCUGGAUACAAAUAAUAUUAACGCGAUCAGGGUUGUGGCCGUCGUUAUUCGGAAAUUGUCAUUUGGAUUUUGAUUUUAUAAAAGAAAUUAAUGACGCUGGUUUCAAACGAGUUACAUCAACGUUGAUCAUGCUAGACGGUCCUGUUUCUCAAACUUUACAUUUAAUGCUCACCGGUCAACAUGUGCUAGGUGUAGCAAUGCAAUAAAUAAAAAUGUUCUAUUUGUUUCUUUUUUCUUUACAUAUAUAUAACAUAUAUAAGCAAGUAAAUUAUUUCUUUCUCAUUUAUUUUCCAAGAUUACUUAUUUCGAUUACGCUUUGUAGGAACUAUGUAUUUAAAAUUAUAUAAUACCUU